AAUGUUAGUUAUUUUUCGAAUUUGAAACUGUUUGGAACGGUUCUGCUAGUCUGUAAUUAAACGAUAUAUUAGAGCAUUAUUUUAGCUAAAAUGCGCUUCAUACUUUUGGUUGUUGUUGCCGUUGCCUAUUUGGCUUAUGUGAGCUCCGAUGCUUGCGUACAGUGUAACUCUUCAAGUGAUCCAAAAUGUGCAACAAAUCCUGAAAAUUACAUGGCUAAAGAAUGCUCUAACUCCACAUCAAAAUGUUUUACUAGAAUUUUGGAUGGUAACACAAUACGCGGCUGCGCAAGUGACUUGGAUAACAAAACCGCUUCCAGAUGUAAUAACGAAAUGGAAUGCUUGAUCUGCUCCUUCAUGGAAGGCUGCAAUCGCAACGUCUUCCCCACACAUCGUCUAACAUGUUUGCAGUGCGAAGGAACAAAUAAUGGUACUUGCGCAAAUGAGGUGUACGCCAAGUCCACAGUAUGUCCUAUUUACAAAUUGGGUGAUAAAUGUUUCAUUAGAAACACUGGAUUGAACGCUACGACCUCCUUCCAACGUGGUUGUCUCACUUCAGCGCAGUCAAAGAAACUUUGUGUGGAUGAGAGAAACUGUUAUACCUGCGAAGGUAGCAGCUGCAACCAUUUAGCAUACGGAUCGGAAUUAAUUCCAAUUGCACGUGACUCCGCCGGUCUUUUCGGUUACUCGGUAUUGUUAGUCGUAGCUGGUAUUUUAACUACUCGCUACUUUUAAAUAGCAACAAAUAUAUAUUUUGUUCGCCAGUGUGUUUCUUAAUUUUUUAAUUGUAAUUUUAUUGCUA
Molecule: messenger RNA, 799 nt
Organism: Teleopsis dalmanni
Lineage: Eukaryota; Metazoa; Arthropoda; Insecta; Diptera; Diopsidae
Exons: 4
Coding region: 91-732 (213 amino acids)
Source: RefSeq, a predicted model, not a curated record